CGAGCGAGGCGGGCGUUCUGAUUAGCGCGCAGGGACAAAGUAAAAGAAUCUCGGGCGGCUGAGAGUUCUAAAGAAAGUUACAUUCCAGGGUCGGAGCAGCGGCAACGAGCAGCCUGUCCGGGGGGCGCUUUCUCACGGAGGCGGUGGAUCUUCCAGCCCUUGUGGAGCGAGGGCGACGGAGAGGCGGAAGACGGGGGGGUUUAAACGGGGGGCCGAGAAAAUGAAUCGGAGUUUUAAUAAAUCUCAGAGUCUGCGGUAUUUUGGUUACAGCGCGGUGGAAGUCAAAAGUAAGUUUGGUGCAGAAUUUCGAAGAUUUUCUCUGGAUCGUUACAAGCCAGGAAAAUUUGAAGACUUCUACAAACUUAUCCUUCACAUCCACCACAUAUCCAACAUGGAAGUUAUGAUUGGAUAUGCCGAUAUACAUGGGGAUCUUCUUCCUAUUAAUAAUGAUGACAACUUUUUCAAGGCUGUUUCAAGUGCAAACCCAUUGCUCAGGAUUUUUAUACAAAAACAAGAUGAAGCAGAUUUUGGUAAUUUUGGCUCAAACACCUUGACCAGAAAAAAGAAAGCUCUGGUCACCCUCCGGAAUGACAACCUUCGCAGACGCCCCCACGUUAAUAUCAGCAUGCCUCACGACUUUCGGCCAGUGUCUUCCAUCAUUGAUGUGGACAUUUUACCUGAAACUCACAGGAGGGUAAGAUUAUAUCGACAUGGAUGUGAAAAACCACUAGGAUUUUACAUUCGUGAUGGGACGAGUGUCAGAGUAACUCCUCAUGGGCUGGAAAAAGUACCAGGAAUUUUCAUCUCGCGGAUGGUUCCUGGUGGCUUAGCAGAGAGUACAGGCUUGCUAGCUGUCAAUGAUGAAGUCCUGGAAGUGAACGGCAUAGAAGUGGCAGGAAAAACUCUUGACCAGGUAACGGACAUGAUGAUUGCCAACAGCCAUAACCUUAUCAUCACUGUCAAACCAGCAAACCAAAGGAACAAUAUUAUCAGAAGCAGUCGGAUGUCCGGAAGCUCUGGCCAGUCUACAGACAGCACUGCAAGCCACCACAGUUUACCUUCUUCUCACGUCCUGCAGAACUUCCACCCUGACGAUAUGGAGAGCGACGAGGAGGCUGACAUUGUAAUCGAGGGCUGUCUGGAACCACAGCACAUUCCAAAAUCACACAGUCUUCCUUCUGGCAGCCUUUCCCGAAUUAACGGCAGCAGUCUUAGCCACAGACUACAGAGGGACCUGGCAUUCAGUAGCAGCUUGGGGCGUGAAAGCAAUGGCAAUAUUCACAAAAUUCUAAGUUCCCUAAAAACUGAUCCUCGUCACAGCUUGGUUAUCCCCAAAGGUGGCAUUGAGGAGGAUGGAACGGUGAUUACACUCUAGUGGGUGUUUAUGUGUACAUGUAUGUGUUUCUAGUCUGAUGUGCCAACUGGAUCAAACCUAACAACACACUGAAGUAUGGGAAGGGAAACUUCAUUCUCAUAGACCUUUGUGUGAGACAUGUUACAGAGCAGAAAAGGAUGGUUUCACAAUUACACAUAAAAGUGUGAUGGAUUGCAAUUCAUGAUAAAAUGUAAAUAUGAUUUUUAAUUCCAGGUCUAAAAUGGGGAAGUGAGAGGAGUGCUAAACUGUUUUUUUUAAAUCUUACAAAACCCCUUUGACUAGAUUACAAAAAUGCUAUCUAUUGAACUAUGAAUUUACUACAUGUGAAGAAGUACCCUGCGUACAUAUCUGUACAUGGUUUAUGAUGAUAACAAUAACUUGGAAUGGGCAUUCAUAAAUUAAUCUUUGAGGAAAAAUUACUCUUGAAAGUGCUAAAAUUUCAAGGGUUAAUUGACUGCCAUUAGAUACUGUUCUUUAGCUUGUUUACACAGAAAAUCGACUGUAUUGCAUCUAAUUCAGAAAAGGGCUGCCUAAAGAAUCAGCUUUUUACUCUGGUAGUAGCGUUGAGGGGAUGCUGCAUUUACAUUUUUUAAAAAACAAAACUUAGACCAAAUAAUGAUUUUUUUAUUAUAUUUUUUUCCAAGUCUGAAGGCGGAAUAGAAGAUGGAUAUUGUUGCCAUAAUUUCCUUUCAGAUCAGCACCACCUGCUGGUCAGUAGCAGAACUGUAUGAAUUCUAAACCAGUUUUCUGUAGGGUACACAUGAAAAGGAAAACUAAAGAACUGUAUGGAAGAUUAUUUAGUUACUGCACCACCAUUACGUGGGAUGUACAUUCUCCUUUUAUUGCUGAAAUAUUUAUUAAACAAAUAUUCCAAUUUUAGUUAUUUACUCAUUCAAUCAUGUUACCAAAAUAAGAAAACUAAACAAGGCAGUUGCUUAGGCAAUAUGAAAAAUUUGUCCAAAUUGAUCUUACUGUUCCGAAUUAACUUCAAUCCAAGUCUUCAGUAAUGAAAGCUGGCCACACUUUGGAGCAUAUUGACUGGUUUUUCUAAUCUAGUUUAUUGGACUUCUCUUUCCCUCCCAGGAGUUUCUACAAUUCAGCAACAUAUAGUUUAAAGCAAAGUUUAGUUUAGCCUGUCAUGAUCAUAAUUAAUAGUAGAGUGAGACAAUAACAGUCUAUUACAAAAUCAAGUUUUGUUUCACUCUGUUUUUCUCUUCCACAAAAAGCCACAAGUUGUUAAUAAAAAAGAAACCGUUGAAUAUAUUCAUUAAAUGUCUAGAAACAAAAUAUAAUUGUUUUACAGUGUAUUUUUCUAUUUUUAGCUGUCAUUUUUCUUUGUUUUUAUUGUGUAGUAUUGUGUAUAAUUAAAGAAUUUCUA
Eublepharis macularius is the source of this 2753-nucleotide messenger RNA. It is a transcript of the gene PARD6G, whose product is annotated as par-6 family cell polarity regulator gamma. Bases 221 to 1375 code for a protein of 384 amino acids. Gene Ontology annotation, biological process: establishment or maintenance of cell polarity; regulation of cellular localization; centrosome cycle. Gene Ontology annotation, cellular component: apical plasma membrane; nucleus; cell cortex. NCBI's taxonomy places the organism in Eukaryota, Metazoa, Chordata, Lepidosauria, Squamata, Eublepharidae. The transcript is spliced from 3 exons. Gene Ontology annotation, molecular function: protein kinase C binding. The record is from RefSeq and is a predicted model, not a curated record.